AUGGAUGUGCUAUGGAUGGCACCGCCGCUGCUGCUGCUGUUUCCACUCCUGAUGUUGACCAGCAGCACGUUUGUAUUUUAUUUCAAAAAGUUCUUUUACGUCGCCUGGAUGAUGGUGUUGGCGCUGCUUGCAAUUCCCCUGUGUUUCCUUAAAAGCGGGGGCAGAGACGUUGAAAACAUGAGGCUUAUCCGCUCCUUGGUUCGUCAUGUCAAGUAUUUCCUGGGUCUCCGGUUUGAUGUGAGCGGCUGGGAACAUCUGCAGACCGAGGGUCCCUACGUCAUCAUCUCCAACCACCAGAGCUCCCUGGAUGUUUUGGGUCUGAUGGAGAUCUUGCCGGACCGCUGCACCAUGAUCGCCAAGAAGGAGUUGAUCUACGCCGGCACCGUGGGUCUCAUCUGCUGGCUGGGAGGCAUCGUCUUCAUCAACCGCAAGAAGCCGAACGACGCCAAGAGUGUGAUGAUUGACGCUUCCAAAACCAUGUUGGACGACAAGAUUCGUCUGUGGGUGUUUCCAGAGGGAACGCGAAACCAGACGGGCAACCUGCUGCCCUUCAAAAAAGGAGCUUUCCAUCUGGCAGUGCAGGCACAAGUACCCAUCAUACCCAUUGUUUUCUCCUCCUACAGCGGUUUCUACCUACGGAAACAAAAGCAGUUCAAUUCGGGCACCAUCAGAAUCAAGAUCCUCCCAAAGAUCGAGACGAAGGGGCUGACGUCAGACGACAUCCCCUCCCUCAUCGACAAUUCCUUCGACCUGAUGAACUCCUCCUUCCACAGCAUCUCUAACGCCGUACUCCAUAGCAACGGGCCGUGCAAGCACUGAACAUUUACCACACUCCCCUCCUCCUCUGUCCCCUCUAAAGCCCACCCCCCACCCCACCCCCCCCAGACU
Trematomus bernacchii (emerald rockcod) is the source of this 888-nucleotide messenger RNA. It is a transcript of the gene agpat2, whose product is annotated as 1-acylglycerol-3-phosphate O-acyltransferase 2 (lysophosphatidic acid acyltransferase, beta). The transcript has 6 exons. Gene Ontology annotation, molecular function: 1-acylglycerol-3-phosphate O-acyltransferase activity. NCBI's taxonomy places the organism in Eukaryota, Metazoa, Chordata, Actinopteri, Perciformes, Nototheniidae. Gene Ontology annotation, cellular component: endoplasmic reticulum; membrane. Gene Ontology annotation, biological process: phosphatidic acid biosynthetic process. The record is from RefSeq and is a predicted model, not a curated record. The coding region runs from base 1 to 819 and encodes 272 amino acids.